This is a messenger RNA of Rhododendron vialii, 669 nucleotides long. RefSeq names its product protein MAIN-LIKE 2-like. NCBI's taxonomy places the organism in Eukaryota, Viridiplantae, Streptophyta, Magnoliopsida, Ericales, Ericaceae. Bases 1 to 669 code for a protein of 222 amino acids. The record is from RefSeq and is a predicted model, not a curated record. The transcript has 2 exons.
AUGACAGUGGCGCCACUCGACUUUGCGACGAUCACAGGGCUCAGAGUUGGAGGAGACCCGAUCCCUUACGACUCGAGUCUGGUGCUGGACGACGCGGCUCUGAGGUGGUUCCUCGGGCGAAUGCCACGCCACAGCGGGGGGAUGGCAGCUUACGGGCAGUUCAUGGAGUACUGGGACCACGAGCCUGCGACUGACGAGGAGGCGGCCCAGAUGGCCCGAGCAUACUUGCUAUACUUGUUCGGGGCUUCUCUGUUCCCGAACAGGCAUAGCCGGGUGCACCUAUGCUAUCUAGCGGGCUUGGUCGACUUGGGACAGGCGGGACGCUUCGACUGGGGAGGUGCUGCUCUAUGCACGCUCUACUGUCUCCUUGGAGCUGCUUCUCGCGGGGUUGGAGACACAGUUGGAGGGUACUGGCAGGUGUUUGAGCUUUGGGCUUACGAGGUUCCCGGGAUGUUCCCACUCGAGAAUACUUGUACGGACUCGAACUUACUCCCAUGCGGCUUAGCCUGGGGUAAGGCGUACCGGAGAGCAAAGGAGCGACGAGGAGAGGUGAUGACUUUUCGGCGCUGGCUGGACAACCUGACAGGGGUUGUGGUACGAUCGACAUCUCUUGCUUUUCUUUUAUCAAAUUUUUCGGCGAGUAGGCUUAUGAAUGAAUCCAAAAUUUGA